This is a messenger RNA of Malassezia vespertilionis, 2661 nucleotides long. It is a transcript of the gene CDC27, whose product is annotated as anaphase-promoting complex subunit cdc27. The record is from RefSeq and is a predicted model, not a curated record. Lineage: Eukaryota; Fungi; Basidiomycota; Malasseziomycetes; Malasseziales; Malasseziaceae. Bases 1 to 2661 code for a protein of 886 amino acids. The transcript has a single exon. Gene Ontology annotation, biological process: cell division. Gene Ontology annotation, molecular function: protein binding.
AUGGCGGCCAAGGCACCUACCAAGGGCAUCGGCCGUGCGCCCAACAGCAGCGCACGGAGCCCUUCGGAGGUGCAUGCACGGCGUGUGCAGUACCUUGUUCAGCUUGCCCAAGAGUACAUGCGCAUCCCGGGCCGCGCCACAUCGCUAGCACCGUCACUCGCGCCCGAUGUUGCGUCGGGCACAUUUUAUGCGCUGCAUGCGCUCGCGCUCGAUCCAGACUCGGUGCCUGCACGGCGUGUGCUUGCGCAGUGCUACCUCUUUGGUGGCGCAUCGCUCGUAUUCCCAUUCUCGCCUUCGUCGCUAGGGGACGAGAAGGCGUGUGCGCUCGGAGGCGCGCCCUCGCGCGCCUCGGCGCUCGCGACAGUCCACCUGCUGCAACGGGGCCCGCGCGCCACGUUUGAGGACUUUGGAUGUGCGAGCGUGUAUUCUGCUGCGUGCACGGCGCUUGGCAGGUUCCGCGAAGCGCAGGAUGCACUGGAAUGGACUCAUGCGCACGCACGGCCCGCACAGAAACGCAAGGCAGAGGAGGUGCUGGACGGUGGGCGCGAUCUUGCCACUGCACAGCUGUACACACAGUUGGGGCGCAUUGCGAUGAAACAGGCGCGGUACACAGAUGCGACCGCCUACUUUACCAGCGCGCGCCAAGCCGAUCCGCUCAACUGGGGUGCAUGGGCCGCUUUGUGCGAUAUGGCAAGCGCGCCACGAGCCGCUGAAGCGUUUGCUGAUAUGCAGGAGACAGAGAGUACCCCUGCAAGCGGCACACUGGCGCAACGCACGAAAAGCGACGAGCCGCUGCGCAUGCCAAGCACGGCGUCCUCAAAACCUGUGCGCCGCGCAACGCCGCGCAGCGCCGCAGUGCGCUCAGGAAUGCACCGUGCUGCGCCACAGCGCGACGAUGUGCCGCCCGUGCCGCCCGUGCCGCCCGUGCCACUCGCACAGCGCCAACGAGCGGAUGCGCCGCGGCCAGGCACGCUUGCCACCUCGCGCACCAACACAAAUCGCGCGCCGAUGCGCCCCACAACCGCGCCCAAGCUCGAUGCGCCACGAACAGCACGCGCGGUGCCCCAAACGCUCGCUGCGCGGCGCCAGGUCGCUGCGGCAGCCGAGCCACUGCCGCGCGCCGCGAGCCGAUCGCGCGCGCCCAAAGCCGUCGCGUCGCGUACCGACUCUGGCCUGCGCUCGCGCCCACCCAGCGCCGAAGACAAGCGACCCGCGAGUGCAGAGAAUGGCACAGGCAAGCCUGGACCUGACCGCGACGUGCGCGAAUGGACGCUAGCGCUGCUGCGUGAUAUCGGCGAGGCGUACCGCUUGGUGCGCCUGUACAAGGCACAAGAGGCGGUGCCUUUGCUGCAGCCCGACGCGCCGCACCGCCGCACCGCAGCGAUGCACUGCCUGCUUGGCCGCGCACUGCACGACAUGACCGACUAUGCUGAGGCUGAAAAGCAGUUUGUGACUGCGCGCGAGAUGGAGCCAUAUCUCCUCAUGCACAUGGACAUUUACUCGCUCGUCCUCUUUCAGCUGCACCGCGAAGUUGCCCUCUCUGCGCUCGCCCAGGACCUGAUGGAAAUUGAUCCGCGCGCAACGCAGACGCAUAUCGCCGCGGGCAAUACCUGGUCGCUCCAGCACCAGCACGAUGCUGCAUACCAGUGCUUUCACCAGGCGACGCUCGUGUCGCCCGAGUGUGCGUACGUAUAUACCCUUGCUGGCUACGAAGCGCUCGAGCUCGAUCAGCCAUCGCGUGCGAUCCGUCUGUUUCGCAGCGCGCGCCGCUGCGAUAAGCGGCAUUGGAACGCACUUGCAGGGCUUGGACAAGUAUACCUCCGCCAGGGCAAUCCCGGUCUUGCCAGUGAGGCGUAUGCAGAGGCAUUCCUGAUUAAUAGCAGCAAUCCCGUCCUCCUCGACCUGCUUGGCUGGGCGCUGGAGCAGACGGGUGACUUGGACGGCGCGCUGGCAGUGUACCAGCGCGCAAUCCGGAUGAACCCCAAGGCGGCAAUGACCCGUUUGAAAAAGGCGCAGCUUUUGCUCCGCACCGUGCAUACGAGUUUGCGCAAACGCAACCAGGUCUUUAGCGAGGAGAGCGACGUCCCUUUGCUGAAUGCGCGUGAAGCAGCACUGCGCCGCGCUGCCGCGCACACGGAGCUGCUCAAGGUGUGCGCGCUCGCGCCGAUGGAGCCGCAGGUGCACUUGCUUCUUGCGCGCUCGUACAUGCGCCUCGGCGGUGGGCGGUUCACUGCAGAAGACGCGUAUACGGAUGCAACACCGCCGACCUCGCCAAGCGAGUCGCCCAGAGAAACGCGUCUUCCGCGCCAGUUCCUCGGCGAGAUUACGCACCAUCUCGCGACUGCUGUGGAUUUGGAUCCACGCUGUAUUCGCGAGGUGAAUGCGAUGGGCGAGGGUGCAAAGCUGGCGCUGCAAGGCACGCAUGCAGGCGCGACGAUUGCAGAGGAUGAACAGGAUGAUUUCUCGCACAUACCGAUGUCACACGCGGGAAAUAAUGCGUUCCUCGAUGAGGAAACGCCGAUCUUGAGCGAUGGAGAUAGUAUCGAUGGCGAUGCGCUUUUACUGCACUCGGGAAAUGCAUUCAUGCUGCAGUCUACAGAGCUAGGGGCGUACGAGCCGGGAACGUCGAUGGAUAUGCAGGGAGAGGACUCGUUGGUGUAG